AUGGUACAAAGUUUCAAUUUCGAAGCAAUAAAAUGUUUAAAACAUGUUUAUAGAAACAAAUCAUUAAUUGUGCCACAUUUAGAGUUUAAAGAUAUUAGAGGCAUAGAUUUUAAACAACUUCAUGAUAAAGGUUUCAAGGGUGUCUUAUUUGACAAGGACAACACACUAACAGAACCAUAUGCAGAUACCAUAUAUAACCCAUUUAAAGAGUCGAUCGAAAAAUGUAAAGAGAUUUUUGGUGAAGAAAAUAUAGCGAUUAUUUCAAAUAGUGCAGGUUCGAGUGAUGAUUACCCAGACUAUGAAAAAGCAGAUCAUAUUGAAAAGAAUUUAGGUAUUAAAGUUUUAAAACAUAACACUAAAAAACCAGAUGGUAUUGACAGUGUAACCAAUCAUUUUAAAACCGACCCAUCCAAUUUAGUUAUGGUUGGUGAUAGAUAUUUAACUGAUAUUCUUUUUGGCAAUUUAUAUGGAAUGUUUACAAUUUAUACCAACCCAAUAACCUCAAAGGGUGAUAAUUUUUUUGUUAAAUUGAUAAGAGAUAAAGAAAGAAACUACGUUUUAAAUUUAAAAGAGACAGAAAAUAUUAAAGCACCAAUAAAUAAAAUUUGGGACAAAUAA
Molecule: messenger RNA, 618 nt
Organism: Dictyostelium purpureum
Lineage: Eukaryota; Evosea; Eumycetozoa; Dictyosteliales; Dictyosteliaceae
Exons: 2
Coding region: 1-618 (205 amino acids)
Molecular function (GO): phosphatidylglycerophosphatase activity
Source: RefSeq, a predicted model, not a curated record